Oryza sativa Japonica Group (Japanese rice) is the source of this 1088-nucleotide messenger RNA. The record is from RefSeq and is a predicted model, not a curated record. Lineage: Eukaryota; Viridiplantae; Streptophyta; Magnoliopsida; Poales; Poaceae.
GUGCCACACCGCACCGCACCGCACCCGCAAGCGCAAGCCCAGCCGCCUCGUCGUGUUCGCGUUCGUCGCGCGGCUCCGACCUCCAAAGCCGCCGCUACCCUUCCCGUCUUCGUCGUCGCCGCGCACGCAGAUCGCGAACCAGCCCGCGCGCCGCGCAGCAGCGCCGCGGAGAGGAAAGGAGAGCUCCGCCGCGCACCCCCCGCCACCAUCUUGUAGGGAGAGAUGGGGCUCACGUUCACGAAGCUGUUCAGCCGCCUCUUCGCGAAGAAAGAGAUGAGGAUUCUCAUGGUCGGGCUCGAUGCAGCCGGUAAGACCACCAUCCUCUACAAGCUCAAGCUUGGCGAGAUCGUCACGACCAUCCCCACCAUCGGAUUUAAUGUUGAAACCGUGGAAUACAAGAACAUCAGCUUCACUGUUUGGGAUGUCGGUGGCCAGGACAAGAUCAGGCCCCUGUGGAGGCACUAUUUCCAGAACACACAGGGACUCAUCUUUGUUGUGGACAGCAAUGAUAGGGAGCGUGUUGUUGAGGCCAGAGACGAGCUUCACAGGAUGCUGAACGAGGAUGAGCUGCGUGAUGCUGUGCUGCUUGUAUUUGCAAACAAACAAGAUCUUCCUAAUGCCAUGAAUGCAGCUGAAAUCACUGACAAGCUUGGUUUGCAUUCCCUGCGCCAGAGGCACUGGUACAUUCAGAGCACUUGUGCUACAUCUGGUGAAGGGUUGUAUGAGGGUCUUGACUGGCUUUCCAACAACAUUGCCAGCAAGGCUUGAGCGUUUUGGCAGCUGGAUAUCUGAACAAUUCACUAGUGCCGGUUUACAUAUUAUAUAACAUAUACACCCUACCACACAUAGUGUGGGUGCCUGUGAAGGAAAAAACUCCUUUGUGGAGGCUAGUACCAGAUUGUUCCUUUUCGUGGGCACUAUAAGUGCUUAUAUUUUGUUUGGUUUUACAACAUUUACUGUGCUGUCCAUAUGUACCCGUUUGUUCUGAGAUGGUCUAGUAAAUUGAUAUGCUUUGUCACGGACUUGGUGUGAGCAUUGUAUUUUAGUUUUUCUAUGAUCUAGUGCCAGUGUAGAUAUUAUUUUCCUCA